Molecule: messenger RNA, 1414 nt
Organism: Notodromas monacha
Lineage: Eukaryota; Metazoa; Arthropoda; Ostracoda; Podocopida; Cyprididae
Source: the annotation of a GenBank genome assembly
UUAUUUCCUCGGUUUUCGCAGGCAGAGAAAAAAUACAGCCGUGAUGAUUCAAAAGCGCAAAAUAGCGUGCCUGCUAUAUGUUGUUCUGUUCCUUCAUUGCUUUCCCAUGCUUUUAAAUGCGAAAGAGCAGCAGCAGCCGUUGCAAAGAGCCCGCCGCAAACUCGCCAAGGGUCACGGAGAAGCUCUGGUAGUCACACGACCCGACGAUGACCCAGCUUUGGCACCCGUGGAGCACCGAGCAGCUAAAAAUGGUCGGCAAGUGGCGAUCAACCUCGACAGCGAGUCGUCGUCGGGAAUCAAGAACUCGGUGGAUGACAUCCAGAAAUUUGCCCACGUGCUUCAUGGACUAGAAGAGCUUCUUCGCAACUCCGACAUAAAGAACGAUUUUGACGUGGAUUCGGCAUCAGUUCGAAGUACCGAAGGGGAGCGGAUCAAGUAUGACCCCAAUUGGGAAUCCAUCGAUUCUAGACCGCUGCCAAAUUGGUAUGACGAAGCAAAAUUUGGCAUCUUCAUUCACUGGGGAGUAUAUUCCGUGCCAAGCGUCGGGACCGAGUGGUUUUGGUGGAACUGGAAAGGUGCUUCAAAACCAAGCUACGAAGCAUUCAUCUCGUUUUUGAUGUUCGGCUUAAAAUGGAUGCGACUGAAACGAGGGGUUAAGUACAUAGUCUUGACAAGCAAGCAUCACGAGGGGUUCACAAACUUCCCAUCGCCGUAUUCCUUCAACUGGAACUCCGUUGAUGUUGGACCAAACAGAGACCUUGUCGGUGAGCUCUCCAAGGCGAUUAAAACCCAUCGUGGCAUGAAAUUCGGCCUUUACUAUUCGCUAUACGAAUGGUUCAAUCCCUUGUACCAGAAGGACAAGGCAAAUGGAUGGACAACGAGAGACUUCGUUGUCAACAAAAUGACACCGGAACUCAAGUAUUUGGUGGAAACAUACCAGCCGGAAGUUAUUUGGUCGGACGGCGACUGGGAACCGCAGUACACGUACUGGGACUCUCCCGGGUUCCUGGCAUGGCUGUACAACGACAGUCCGGAACUCUGCAGCCUCACAAGUGGGAAAAUUGUUGGACAAUCGACAAACAAUCGUGGGGUUAUCGAAGGAACGCGCACAUAUGGGAAUAUUGUGGAAACAUACCAGCCGGAAGUUAUUUGGUCGGACGGCGACUGGGAACCGCAGUACACGUACUGGGACUCUCCCGGGUUCCUGGCAUGGCUGUACAACGACAGUCCGGUUCGCGACACUGUCGUCGUCAAUGACCGUUGGGGCUCGACGAUGGCUUGCAGUCACGGGGGAUAUUACACUUGCACCGACAGAUUCAACCCAGGAACUCUGCAGCCUCACAAGUGGGAAAAUUGUUGGACAAUCGACAAACAAUCGUGGGGUUAUCGAAGGAACGCGCACAUAUGGGAAUAU